AUGGAAAACGUGCUCGAUUUCUCAAAAGACCUGGAUAUAAAUGCACUAGACCAAGUGGUAGACACGUUCUACAAGGGCUCUGGUGCGCAGCAGAAGCAGGCACAGGAGGUCUUGACCAAGUUCCAAGAUCAUCCGGACUCUUGGCAGCGGGCAGACCAGAUUUUGCAGUUUUCGCAGAAUCCACAGACCAAGUUCAUCGGUCUUUCUAUCCUUGACAAGCUCAUUACGACUAAGUGGAAGAUGUUGCCACCCGAGCACCGCGUGGGUAUAAGAAACUUCAUUGUUGGUAUGAUCAUCUCGCUAUGCCAGGACGACGCGGUGUUCCAAACUCAGAAAAAUCUGAUCAAUAAAUCAGACCUAACUUUAGUGCAAAUUUUGAAGCAAGAGUGGCCUCAAAACUGGCCUGACUUCAUCCCAGAACUGGUACAGAGUUCACAAUCAUCUGUUAACGUGUGCGAGAACAACAUGGUCAUCUUAAAAUUGCUGUCAGAAGAGGUUUUUGAUUUCUCAGCAGAGCAGAUGACUCAGGCUAAGGCCUUGCAUUUGAAGACUUCCAUGUCGAAGGAGUUUGAGCAAAUUUUUAAACUGUGCUUCCAGGUUUUGGAGUCAGGAUCCUCGACGACUUUGGUCGUUGCGGCCUUAGAAUCCUUGCUUAGAUACUUACACUGGAUUCCAUAUUACUACAUUUACAGCACGAACUUGUUGGAUUUAUUGAGCACCAAAUUCUUGGUGUCCCCUGACACCAGAGCUGUCACAUUAAAAUGUCUCACGGAAGUAUCGAAUCUUGACAUUCCUCAAAACGACCCCAAGAUUGCCGAACAAACGGUUCUAUUUUUCCAAAACACUCUUCAACAGAUUGCAAACAAUGUCAUAGCAGUUAAUGCGGAUUUAAAGGCGACUUACACCAAUGCCAGUGGCAAAGAUCAAUCCUUUUUACAAGAUUUUGCCAUGCUUUUAACGACCUAUCUUGCACACCAUCGGACACUUUUGGAAAGCGACGAGAGACUUCAAGAGCUUUUAUUGACAGCACACCAAUACUUAAUUCAAUUGUCCAAGAUUGAUGAAAGAGAAUUAUUCAAAACGACGCUAGACUACUGGCAUAACUUAGUGGCUAGUCUUUUCCAAGAAGUUCAGCAAGUUCCUGUUCCUAAAUUGAACCCACUACUACAACUAACGGUUGGCGGUGCCCCAAAUCCACAAUACCUAAAGAAAUUCCCUCUUAGAAAGCAUAUUUACGAUAACAUAUGCUCUCAAUUGAGAUGGGUAAUAAUCGAGUCAAUGGUCAGACCUGAAGAAGUUCUAAUUGUUGAAAACGAUGAGGGUGAAAUUGUGAGAGAGUUUGUGAAGGAAUCUGACACCAUUCAGUUAUACAAGUCUGAGAGAGAAGUUCUUGUCUAUUUAACUCAUUUGGAUGUUGUAGACACAGAAGAGAUCAUGAUUAACAAAUUGGCCAGACAGAUAGAUGGGUCUGAGUGGUCUUGGCAUAACAUUAAUACAUUGUGCUGGGCCAUCGGUUCUAUUUCUGGUACAAUGAGCGAAGAAACAGAGAAACGGUUCGUCGUUACCGUUAUCAAGGACCUUCUGGCCCUUACCGAAAAGAAGCGUGGGAAGGAUAAUAAAGCUGUUGUGGCCUCUAAUAUAAUGUACGUUGUUGGCCAAUACCCUCGUUUCCUCAAAGCACACUGGAAGUUUUUGAAAACAGUCAUUUUAAAAUUAUUCGAAUUCAUGCAUGAAACUCACGAGGGUGUCCAAGAUAUGGCUUGUGAUACUUUUAUCAAGAUUGUACGUAAGUGUAAGCACCACUUUGUCGUACAACAACCAAACGAGCAAGAGCCAUUUAUUCAUACAAUCAUCAGAGAUAUCCAAAGCACUACGGCUGAUCUUCAACCACAACAAGUCCACACGUUUUACAAAGCUUGUGGCAUUAUUAUUUCUGAUGAGAGAAAUAAGGGUGAGAGGGACAGGUUACUGGCUGAACUCAUGCAACUUCCUAACAUGGCAUGGGAUGCAAUUGUCGAGCAGUCAUCCGCUAAUCCAGACUUACUUUUAGAUUCCGAUACUGUUAAGAUCAUAGCAAAUAUUUUGAAGACAAAUGUUGCUGUUUGCUCCACCAUGGGUGCUGAUUUUUACCCUCAGUUGGGUCAUAUUUACUACAACAUGCUACAACUUUACAGGGCAGUAUCAUCUAUGAUCUCGUUGCAAGUCGCUAACGAUGGCCUAAUUGCAACGAAAACUCCAAAAGUUCGUGGAUUGAGAACCAUCAAGAAGGAAGUUUUGAAACUAGUCGAGUUUUAUAUCUCUCACGCGAAGAACCUGGAUGAAGUUGUCAAAGUUCUGGUAGAGCCUCUCUUGAAUGCCGUCCUUGAAGAUUACAUGAAUAAUGUUCCUGAUGCUAGAGAUGCUGAAGUUCUAAAUUGUAUGACCACUGUUGUUCAUAAGGUUGGGCACAUGAUCCCCGAUGGGGUCAUAUUGAUUUUGCAAAGUGUUUUCGAAUGCACCUUAGAUAUGAUUAACAAGGAUUUCACUGAGUACCCAGAGCACCGUGUUGAAUUUUACAGGCUGUUGAAAGAAAUUAAUAGCAAAUCUUUUAAUGCUCUGCUGAAAUUACCUCCAGCUGCAUUUAAACUAUUCAUCGAUGCCAUUUGUUGGGCUUUUAAGCACAAUAAUAGGGACGUUGAAGUCAAUGGAUUACAAAUUGCUCUAGAUUUGACCAAGAACAUUGAAAGUAUGGGUGCUGUUCCCUUCGCAAAUGCAUUUUACGAAAACUUCUUUUUCACUUUUAUCAGCGAGACCUUUUUUGUAUUGACAGAUUCUGAUCACAAGUCCGGAUUUUCUAAGCAAUCUAUGCUACUAAUGAAGCUAAUAUCCUUAGUUGAAGAAAAUAAGAUAGCAGUCCCUGUUUAUAAACCAGGAGAAGCUCCAGAGGGUACUAGUAAUCAAAUAUACUUAGCCAACUACAUGGCCAACAUGUUGAGUAAUGCAUUUCCCCACUUGAGCCAGGAGCAAGUUACAAGUUUUGUUAGUGCCUUGAUCAAGCAAUAUAAAGACCCAAGCAGGUUUUAUGGAACUUUAAGAGACUUUUUGGUUCAAAUCAAGGAGUUUGGUGGCGAUCCAACCGACUACUUGUAUGCAGAAGACAAGGAAAGAGCUUUAGAAGAGAAAAACAAACUUGAAAGAGAAAGAGCCGCGAAAAUCGGUGGUUUGUUGAAGCCUUCUGAAUUAGAGGAUUGA
Molecule: messenger RNA, 3231 nt
Organism: Lachancea fermentati
Lineage: Eukaryota; Fungi; Ascomycota; Saccharomycetes; Saccharomycetales; Saccharomycetaceae
Source: the annotation of a GenBank genome assembly